GAUCUGUUUUUUCUUUGCAGGCAUAUGAAUAACUUAGCCCCAGCUGUUGAUACGUGGAGUUCAAAAAUUCUCUUCCUCGGCUGUUUGGAAACUUAAUUUCACCUGGCCGGCAUUGGGAUGCUUUCAGCAAUUUAUCCCAAUAGGUUUUAAGAAACCUAAACUUCCCCUUGGUAUUGUGAUCUAAUUAAGGUCCCCUGGAAUCCUCAACCUUGGAACCAAGGCAGGAGAAUCUUAGAACAAGGGCUCUUGUGACUUACAUUUAUCAAGACGAUCAUCUAGUUGAAUUUUUCAGCAAAUUAAGUUGCUAUGGUGACUCUAAUGGAAACCGGAUCCGGAGAGAACGGGCUUAGCCUGUCGGUAGUAAACCAGUCAGACGAUGAUGACGAUUGUAUGUCGACAGGUGGCUCAGCCCACAGUUCUGACUUUAAUGGUAGCACAACAGAUAUCAUGGUUGCUGCAAUGAAUGAUGAUGUCACCGCCCAGUUAGCUGCUGCAGGUUGGCAAAAAGCAAACUUUAAUGGUCCAGUUGGCAUGGCUGCAGCUGCUGCAAUUAUAUCAGCCAAGAAACGAAAAAGGCCACACGCAUUUGAGACAAAUCCAUCAAUCAGGAAACGACAGCAGAACCGUCUAUUGCGCAAACUCCGACAAACUAUUGACGAAUUUGCAACUCGCGUUGGGCAACAAGCUGUAGUUCUAGUAGCAACACCAGGAAAACCAACCACUAGUUUCAAAUGUUUUGGUGCCAAACCACUAGAAGAUGUUGUAAAAAAUCUGCGAUCAAUGAUCAUGGAUGAACUUGAAGCAGCGUUGGCACAGCAAGCACCUCCACCGGUCAAGGAAGAUCCAUCGUUAUAUGAAUUACCUCCAUUGAUAAUAGAUGGCAUACCAACACCUGUUGAAAAAAUGACCCAAGCACAGUUACGAGCAUUUAUCCCUCUUAUGUUGAAAUACUCAACAGGAAGAGGUAAACCAGGUUGGGGCAGAGAAUCAACAAGACCACCAUGGUGGCCCAAGGAAGUACCAUGGGCAAACGUCAGGAUGGAUGCACGACCGGAGGAUGAAAAACAGAAGAUUUCAUGGACGCAUGCUCUGAGACAAAUAGUUUUAAAUUGUUACAAAUUCCAUGGCAGAGAGGAUUUGCUGCCAACGUUUACUGACGAUGAUGAUGGGAAGACUUCACCAUCGGUGGGCGUUUUGAAGUUCCACCACAACAACAUUAAGGCCAUCUCCAGUCCCCCUCAGCCCACCGCUCAACAGCAGGUACACCAGUAUCAGCAAGCUGUUCUCCAAACGAUUAGUAAUCCAGAUGGAACUGUGUCAAUAAUCCAAGUAGAUCCAAAUAAUCCCAUUAUUACAUUACCGGACGGAACAACUGCGCAUGUCCAAGGUGUAGCUACGAUACAUACAGGACAAGGUGAAGGGCAAUCAGUGCACACAGUGCAAGCUCUAGCAGAAGUAGGAGGAGGACAGGGUGAAGGUGUAUCAGUAGACUUAAAUAAUGUAACGGAAGCAACAUUGAAUCAGGAUGGACAGUUGAUCCUUACUGGUGAAGAUGGUCAAGGUUACCCUGUUUCAGUCUCGGGUAUGAUCACAGUGCCUGUCUCUGCCUCAAUGUACCAAACAGUUGUAGCGAAUAUUCAACAAAUUCAAGGUAGCGACGGAACAAUGCAGGUCGUAACACCUAUGGUACAUGUUCCAAAAAUAGAGCCAGGCACUGGCAAUAGUAGUAAUGGGAACAAUGAAGUCGAAACAAUAACUGUUACCCCCCACCAACUAGUCACAAUGAAUAACAAUGGAGAACCUCAGGUGCUGCAGGUGCUAUCGCUGAAAGAUGCAACUGCCCUCUCCAAAGCGCUCUCAACAGGUGUUGUCACGAGCACCCACGAUACCUCAAAUGACGAGUCACAAACGAUAACGUCGGAUCCAUAGUACACUCUGUGAGGGUCACUCCUUGCAUCUCAUUUGUUCACCUCAAUGAAACCAAAUAUCACUAAGGAUGUAAAUAUAAAGCCACCUGUAAAUACUGUAAGCUAACUUUACAUCUGAAUUUAGUCCAUACUUUUUUAAGUUCCUUUUGUUAUGGCUGCAUGAAACCCAUUUGUAUUCUCACGAUGAUCGUUACAGAUCUCAUCUGUGUUGCAGAAUCAAAUCAAUACAUGUGAACUCUACUAACUCAAACCAACCCUGAUUUGUUUCAUACUAACCUGCAUGGUUUUUAGAAUUUCUUUUGCUUUCAAAAUGGCACUAAAUUUGUUUAAUUUGUAAGAGGAUUCUCCUUUAGUCCCUCAGGUUGGUAAACCAUGUAACUUUAAUGUCUUUAUUUGAUAGAUCCAAUGAUAAAAAGACCUUACCAAAAAUUUUACACCUCUAGUAAUUCUUCUGUUCAAGUGUUUGUGAAAUGAAAACAUUGGGUUUACUUUGAGUUUUUGGGUUUAGUCCUGUAUUUUAAUCUCAUUACACAGCCAUUUUUGUGCCAUCGUUAACUCUGUCGUAUCAGUUUCUUUCCUGUUAAUUUCUAUUAGUCUUUUUGUCCGAGCGCGUGUAAAAAUUUAAAUGCAAGUUUCGUAAGUUACCAUGCCUAGUUUGUCUUUUUUUUUUUUGAAGUAUUGUAUUUUUGUACAAUAACUUAUGACACUUUCUGAGCGCUCCAUGGAAAGGCUUGUGGACUCAAAUUGUUUGAGACUGAUGCAUAAUCUGUGACUGAAAGUAGUAAUGAUUUCCCAGAGUCUGAUAACUGAUGAAUUUUUGAGUGAAAAAUCUAUCGUAAGACUGAUGUGCAGUUGAGGGAAUUUCACAAAGGGAAACCAUGUGUUACCAAAUAAGAUGUUUUUGAGGGUUGAAAUAAUCAAUGUUACCCUACGUUCCUUGAGAGGCAUGAAAAUUAGUUAUCAGUAAACUGACUAUCAGCUAAUCAAGGAUUUUGCUGUAGUUGAUCAGUUUGUUAUUUUUGCAGCACAUAAAAACCUGUGCUCCUGAGAAUUAUAAGGAUGAUAGAUAAUCUUGUGAAGUGAAAUAAUUUUGUUGUCUUGUAAAAUCCCUGUACGAAUCUGUCAUGUAUUUAUAAGCCAUUCAUUCAUUUUAUAAUUCAGCUACAAGUAAUAUAUUAACCCUCUGAAAUAUUUUUUUGCUCCAGAACAAUGUUCAAGUACCCCUAAUCCUCUUCUUUUUUGAUUAUUUGUCUAAUUUUUGGUAACUUGUAGGCCUGUCUUUAAAAUAAUUUUUCUUUUAAAAAUCUCACCUAAAUUGCAAAGCUACAAAAACUUAGGAGACACCAGGCCAGACUUUGCAUCAGCUAAAAGUCCGUAGCACCAUCAUCAGUAACUGCUUGCAUUGUCUUUGUCUUCCUUGUAAUUUUAUCUACUUCUCUAUCUGCCUUGCGCCCCCCCCCCUCCUUGUCUAUUGAAUUUUUCAUUGAAAGGGUUUUAUUGCAAUCUUCUUGCGUCAUCUUUUUAUUCUCAAUCAUGACGAAGAGGUUAUAGAAACACUGUCAAAUCUGAAAGUGAGCAAAAAUUUACAGAGAAAACCUGGAUUAUUUUCAUUGGUGGCUUCGUACAAAUUGAUGUUUUUAAGUUUUGACAAAAUAAUUUGCUUGUUAGGAUUUUAUUUUUUUUCUCCACAGAUCAGGUUUUUAAAACUUUACAGUCAUUCUGGUGUUGUGAAAUAUGAACAGCUCCAUCAGUUUCAGACUUAUUCAGAUCUCAAUUUCGAAUAUGUAUUAUUUUUAAGGUUUGAUUCUAAGUAAGUCUCUUGGUUUCUGUUGCACUGUCUAUCUUCCGUAUUUAUUUCAUAUUUUUUUAUCUUUGUAGGAGCUCCAUUUUUUUCCCUUACGUUUGUCGUUCUAAUACAAGACUCAUUAGUUUGUAAGAAGAGACAAGUUAAUCAAGAAUUUUAUGAACUUCCGUUCAUUCUCAUCUAAGAUAAGUGAUUGACUCUUAUAAAAAUCUUUUAGAAUCUAUUAUGGUUAGUGUGCAUUGCUUUUCUUGAGUAAGUUAGAUUUAUCAAGGAUUCAUGAUCAAUUUUUCAUGCCUACUAGAUUAAUGGCGAUGUGCAUGAAGAGAUAUGAACUAAAAGUUUUUAAAUUACUAGUCUCUCAACAUUGGCAACUUAUUCAAUGGAUAUCGAAUUCCAUAGCUUCUCAUGCAUCUCUUGUAGUUUCCUCUUUUUUUUAAAAGAUCGGUUUCAAAUUCCAUAGCAAAAAUGGUCUGGGAAGACUGACAUCUAACUGUCUUCAUAGCUGUUGGUAAUUUUAAUCGAUUUGUUUAGAUUCUCAGACUUUCAGAAGUGUUUUGAUUAGAUCAAAAUCAAAGUUAUCCUAGGAACAUCAAACUCAAGUACCAUAAUGAUCGAAGGAUCCUUCAAUUACCGUUCUAAAAAAUUGUUCAGUUAAUACAAGCUCCUCUAAGUUUCCAGCAUAGCUUAAUCAUUUUACAAUCAUUGCUUCCUUGAAUGUAAAAUCUUUAAGUAAAUUUUUGUUGUGAUGAAACUUGUGUAAGGACCUAUUUCCUUUCUAAACUUGGGCUUUUUCUCCAAUAUGUUUAUACAUAUUAUGUUGUCACAUCAUUUGAAUGAACGGAAUUUCAUUUUAGGAGAAACUCCUUCACAUUAAUAGACUGAUAUAGUGGCUACAUCCUAGUUUUUUGUUGCAGUUUCAAAGUCUCAAAGAGAAACAGACCCAUAACCUUAUCAUAUUUGUCUCAAGGUGGUUAAAUGUGUUACGGUGUUUCUUGCAGUCAAAAUUUCUUGUCUUUAGUGAGGCAUUAACUGAUUUAUGACUCGCUACUGACAAAAUUGUAAUGAAUCACAAAUUAAUUCAUACAGAAUUUGGACCUUAGGUUAUGUUCUAUUGUUUUGGUUUGAACGAUUUAAAUCAAUUAUGUAAUAUGUUGGAAAUUGACAUGUCAAAUAUUGGAAAAACGAUUUACCUACUAUAUCAGUCUCAUCAGACCAGUUUUGAGUGUAACUGAGCUAAGUAUAAGUCAACUCAAUGGUAUGGAAUAAUUGUUUAGUUUUUGUUUCUCUUUGUUUGACUUCUCUCUCCUUUUUCAUUCUAAAUGUUCGUAGAUUCAUAAUUUAUUUGUUUUCUAUUAAUGUAUGCAUUAUUUCUGUGUUAUUAUUUGUUGUUUGCUAAUAAUAAUUUUUUGUUAUAUGUUAUUUUUUAUUUUUUAUUUGACAGUUUGAUUGCACUCCUAGUUUAAUAGGUUGCUCGACGUAAAAAAAAAGUCAUCUUAUUACCUUCAAUGAUUUCAAUAAUAAAACAUUUUUCUCCUCCGGAUUUUCAACGUUUACACUUUCAUUUAAUCCAUCGGUUUUUUAUGAAGUAUUGAUUUUCCUGGAAAAAUUUCUGUAGGAUAAUUUUAAUUAUUUUUGAAUCUGAAUGCUGUCUGUGUGAAUUAGACUGUCCUGAAGCACAAGUUGAAUAAUAUUUUAUCGCCUUUGAUCUUUUCAACUGAAAGAUUUUGGUAUAAUCAAAUUAGGUCCUUGCUGAUUUUCUUUGUAUCAGGUGAAUCAUGUUGCCCAACUUUUACGGACAGUUUCUUUCAAAAGGAUCAUUUUAGACAGAAAAUUAAAAGGGUUUGAGAUAUUGACACUGUCUAAUGUUUUUUUUUUUUUAAUUGAAUGUAUCAGUAUUCGAUUCUUUCAUAUGUUAUUCUUUAGCUAAAAGACACGAAUGCAAGGGCAUGCAAAUAUCUAUUUUUUGACCCUCAACAAUCUUAUUUUUUAUCUCUAAUGGGAAAAAAAUACUAAAUGUUUACAAUGAAAAAAAUAAAAGAAUAUUCCCUUUACAUCUAAUUAAGGUUUAACUUUGAAUUAAUAAGAACUAAUUGUCAAAGUUGAUGACCCUCUUUGCUUGUCCCUUUUUUGUUCAUGAAUUGAUACACAGGAGCACUUGAUUACAUAAGCACAUCUCUGUAUUUGAAUAAAUUUUGACAGGAGCUCUUCAAAUAUUAAAAUGACUGAAUGAAUAAAAACAAAAAAGAACUGAAAAGAAAAGAAGAAUGAAAUUAUUCUCAUAAAAAUGAAAGAUGAAAUGCAUGGAAACAUUAAUCAGCUUCACUUUCUGUUCCUGUUUUGCAAAUUGCCUAUGGAACUAAAACUCCGGAGUGUCAAUCUUUGUGUGUUGUUGGAGGUCUGAUUUUAACUUAACUGUUAUCAUUGCUAGUAGUAUUAUUUACCUUUUAAAGGCUUUCGUAAGUGGAAAGUUCCUUUAGUUAGUUUUUCUCCCUUAUGAAUGUAUAAAAUCCUUAACAAAAUCCAAUAGCAGUUUGGCGAAAACCUAAAUCUCCACCUUUUUUUGGCAAGUUUAUGAAGUCAUAUCAUCAUUUUAUUUCUCUUACUCGUUCGUUUAUUUUUUGCAACUGCCCUGAGAGACCCAACAAACUAAAAAAUUUUCGGUGAGGACCAUAAUUUAAAUGCCUGAACUGUGUAUCUUUUAUAUAUCAAUGCAUAACCAUAUUUCCCUAGACUCGGGCAUACUCUUGUGAAAGCCUCUUGCUGCAGAACUGGCCAAUGUCAUAACUCUCAGGAAUGUGAAAGCUUUAAGUCCUACUAAAUUUUGCAAUUGUAUGUAAGAAUUGCUCUCCCUGAGAUAGGUCAUAGAUGCAAGUGCGGGUAGAAUCUUUGAGUCACUUAGCUUUGCAAGUAUUAAUGCCAAAGAAUAUGAUUAUCUUAUGUUGCUUUAGUCUUUGUGAACAAAAUUCUCUUACUCUCUAAAAUUUCUCUCAAGUUGCUUAAUGAAUGUACCAAAUACUUUCUAUCAAUUUAAUUCUCAUUUGGACUGCGUUGAGCAGAAAGGAACCAAGCCACAGCAGCUUUUGCCAAAUUUAACGGAACAAUUUAAUUUUUUACAAGAGAACAUUAGUGCAGAUUCCUUUGCAAAUUUCGAGGAAUAUGCUUCUUACUGUACAGAAAAUUCACUGAAAUUUGCACAAGAAUCUGCACAACUGUUGCUAUGCAAAACAUUAAUGGCCCAAUUAAAUUUGGCAUUACCUGGUGUGGCUUGGUUCCUUUCUGCUCAAGGCGGUCUAUUUUUCUCUCAGCAAGGGGUCUGCCUUUGUAUCGAUUCAAGUCCUUCAAUGCCACAAGCUCACCUUAAGGUUCAGUCCUAAACCUUGAUGUGUAAUUUUAAAACUGAGAAUAUUUUUCCUGAGAAGAGAGAUCCUAUUAUGUAAUUUUUCAUAAGACUAAUAUUUGUAAUUCAUGUAAUUUCAAAUAGAAGCUGGUAUCAAAACCAUUGAAUAAAAAGUAUACGAAAUAUUCGAUAAUACCAGGAAGAGCCCUUUCUAGCCAUCUCAAACUUUAUCCAAUCAUAAAAAGGUAAAUAAAUGCACUGUAAUUUUACACCGUCCAGCCUUUACUGUCAACAAAUUCUUAUUUUUGAGGGGAAAUUAAGUAUCACAAGGAUUUUCUUUUUUUUGUAAUUGUAUAUUUUUCUUUUUUGGUUAGAAAAGGUGCUGAAUAUGAGAAACUUGACUGUACUAUUUUUGUAUAUGCAUUUUUGACCAAAAGAAUAUUAUCUACUUUUUGGUACUAGUCUUGAGUCCCAAAAAAAUGUAGGUUUGGUUGCCGAAGCUUAUGCUGGAAUGUAGUUAAGAUUCUUUUGCUGGAUGCUGCUCAUGUCAUUCGAUUGAUAAUUAAUCUUUAAAUUUAAGGGUAAUAACUGCUAGGAAAGAACAUCUUGUCCUUCAGUUUAUCGAAAGAAUGAGGUAUUGAAAAAGAAUGUUAAUGAGUAUUAAUUUCGCUAUGAUGAACAGAUUUUCAUAAUGCAGCUCUUUCUGUUUCCAGUGCAUCUCAUUGAUAAGAGAAAUAGUUAGAAGGGUUAAGAGUCAAAAUUAGUCAAUCAAAGUUUAUUUAUGUUUUUUUUUUUGCCGCUUCAUUUUCUAUGUACGAGACGGCAAUAUUCUCGAAUAGGGAUGGAGUUCAAUGAUGAGUAAUCGUCAUCUGUGUAAAAAAUUAUGGGAGUUAUCAUUAACUUUUACUCUCACCAACCAAGAGCUCUUUCCUUUUUUUGUACACUGACUUUAAAUUAAUUCUUGUGUUCCAUAAUAUAUUGAUAGGUAGUGUCCAAUUAUUUUUGUAUUGAGGUAUUCUUUGUAAAAUGAACAGUUACUCCAAGGUGGAGAAAAGUAAAUCCUAUACCAUAAAUUUACUGUACAAUUGAACUGUUAAUUAGUAACUAUUAUCUACGAUGUAUAUAUACUUACAAGGUACCUAUUUAAUUUUAGCUAAAUUGCUAGUCAUAAUUUUUAUUUUAAUACGAUGUGAAGGAUGUAUCUGUCCAUGACUGUUACAUUAGUGCCACUACAAAAUGAGACUUAGUGUUUCUUGCUUGAAACAAGGAAAAAUACAUCUUGAACAAAGAUCUUGUUCGGGGCGUAACCUUUUUUUCUGAGUAGACAAAAGUAUCCUCACCUCAUUAAAGCAACCCUGAUUUUUUUUUUGGUUACCUUCUCACCUAGCUGUCAAGAAAUUGAUAACUCUGGAGUUUCAUCAGUAAAUUUAUUUUAGUCAUCAAGUUUUUUGUCACUGUGCAUGAUAGAAUUAAUCUUCUUAGUUAUUCAUGUGAGAGUUAAGUUUGGAUUCACAUCACGAUCAUCAUUAAUGAGAAUUAUCGCCAUUCACAUUACGUGUAUUGAAUCAUUGCAGUAACUCUUGUUAAUUCACCAGAAUUUUCUAGUCUUUGUUCUUUGGUUGUAUUUUUCCCCAAAUAUGUAUUUCCAUGUAAAGGAAACUGAUCGAGCUUUGCAGCUUUCAACAUUGCUGUGAAAAAUAAUGCUACAAUUUCCCUUGAUCUUUCAUUGACCAAUAAAAAGUUUCUGAUUUGAUGAGACAAAAUUUCUGAACAAGUUUACGAAACCAUCUUAUUCCCCCACUUAAGCUCCAGCCAAAUUCCUGUAUCACAUGAUGUCUCUUUAAUUUUAAACUUUAUCCAAAUUAUUCAGAAAAAUGAAUAACAUGCAGUUUGCAAGAAAAAAAAAAAAAGAGUCAAAUUCUCCGUAGAUCCUAUGUAAAAUGAUUGAAGUUGCUCAGGGACCGUAUUAUUAAUGCUGAAUAAGUUUGUAAAUUUUUCUCUCUCUUUUUUUCCUUUAGCAACAUCCUGGUAGGUACUUAACUUUUUAAUGUCUUUAAAUCUUCAGCCAAAUAUGUAUAUUGUAAAGUAAAAUUUUGUUUGUUAAAUUUUGCUUUGUUUGAACACUAGUUUUCUCAUCUUGGAUUUGUGCAAUUGUCAAAAACUGUUAAGUUUUCUCAACGUUUCCUUUUAUAAUUUUCUUUUAUUCUUGCGAUCCAGUGAUAUAUAGUUCAUUUGGAAAAUUUUCAGUGUUAAAUUAAGUUAUUGCAUAUAUCUCUGUAUGUGUGUUUGCUAUAGUGAUAUCAUUUUACUCACUUUUAAUUUGAAAUAAAAGUGUUGGAAAGUGAAGAAAUUUA
Molecule: messenger RNA, 9423 nt
Organism: Bemisia tabaci
Lineage: Eukaryota; Metazoa; Arthropoda; Insecta; Hemiptera; Aleyrodidae
Source: RefSeq, a predicted model, not a curated record